UUCACAAUAUUUCUGUCUAUAAAAAUGUCUAAAAAAUUUUAUUUCUUUUUUAGUCUGCUAUUUUUAGCAACUCGAGCUGCUCUAGUUAUUGAUGUCCAACCUACUAGAAUACAACCAGGUCUGACUCAUAACUUGGUGGUCAACUGUUCUAUCACUGAGAACAAAAUUCCUCUGAUGCUGAAAAUUAACUCUCUGGUACUCUCACGCUUUGCCUCAUCAGACAACAGCUCGUUCGAAGAACUCAUUAUCCUCAACUACAAUGAAAACAAAAGUACACUCAAAACCAGCAAAGUUCCUGAGGACUCUAUUGGAAUCAACGGAGCUUCGUACAUAAGUCUCACCUGGCCGAAUCCCAGCUACCAAGAAGCCAGCAGGUACAAAUGUGAAGCUCGAGGUGUAAGUACCAGCUUUAACAAGAUUUCUGCCGCAGCUUACGCCAGUGUAGAGACGGAUGAACCAGACACUAGAAGCCUUGUUGAUGAACUUCUGCACCUCAGGAAAGAGACCUAUGAAACUUCAAACUCUUUGAAAGAAGUGAAACAGAAAUACACAUCUUUAAACGAAGUUCUCCAGAAAUCAGUUAACAAACUUAAUGCUGAAAAACAACUAUCAAAGAAUUCUAUUUUUACUGCUUCGAAUCUAUUUCAAGGUAAAAGGUAUUAUAUAUCUAGAAAGCAAGCAUCUAAUGAGAUUAACAACGCCCAAGGGACUUGUGAAUUUUACGGAGGUUAUCUGGCAGAAAUCGACACCACUGAGGAAUAUACUUUUAUCGUUAAUUUUAUUCAAUCAGUUUCAACCAAAGAUUCGACUUUUUCAUGUGUCUACAACGGUCUAACGGACCCAGAAAAGGAUGGAAUCUGGUCCCACAUUUUCAGCAAAAAAGACUCCAAGUUUCUACCAUGGGGAAAUGGAGAGCCUCAAAAUCAAGCUGAUUAUCGUUGUAUUUGCUUGGAAAAAAGUUAUAACUGGCGAUAUAAUGAUUUACCUUGCUAUUUUGGUGAUAUAUUAAGGUUUUUAUGUGAAAUUCCAGAAGAUGAAGAACCCUUAGUGAACUAAUUAUUUCC
Messenger RNA from Biomphalaria glabrata, 1064 nucleotides. RefSeq lists its product as uncharacterized. The record is from RefSeq and is a predicted model, not a curated record. The transcript is spliced from 2 exons. Lineage: Eukaryota; Metazoa; Mollusca; Gastropoda; Planorbidae. Bases 25 to 1056 code for a protein of 343 amino acids.